AUUGAGCUUUCUUAAGGAAUAGCAAGUCCAUUCCAAUGCUCUUCAUGUGAACCAAACACCACCUUAGAGCAAAAGGAUCUCUCAUCUCAGCUCAAAGUUUCAUUCAUAUUUCUUCUUCACUCCUUAUCGUCUUCGUCUUCCUCAAGGUUUCUGGGAUCUUCGAAUCGGUAGCGCGUUUCUAUAAUGGCCCACCUCGGCGGUGGUGCGGAGGCUCACGCCCGAUUCAAGCAGUAUGAGUAUCGGGCCAACUCUAGUCUGGUGCUCACCACAGACUCCCGGCCUCGCGAUACUCACGAGCCCACUGGAGAGCCUGAAACUCUUUGGGGGAAAAUCGAUCCUAAAAGCUUCGGUGAUAGGGCUUACAGAGGGAGGCCACCGGAGUUGGAUGAGAAAUUGAAGAAAUCUAAGGAGAAGAAAAAGAAAGAGCGUGACCCUCUUGCUGAACCUGGUCUGGUUCGUCAGGCUAAGAGACGCCGGCUUCAGGAGGAGAGUGUUCUUACUACUACGGAAGAAGGGGUUUAUCAGCCUAGGACGAAGGAGACUCGUGCUGCUUACGAGGCUAUGCUUAGUGUGAUUCAGCAACAGUUGGGUGGGCAGCCGUUGAGUAUUGUUAGUGGUGCAGCGGAUGAGAUUUUGGCUCUUCUUAAGAAUGAUGUUUUGAAAAACCCUGAAAAGAAGAAAGAGAUUGAGAAGUUAUUGAAUCCUAUUCCUAAUCAGGUGUUUGAUCAGUUGGUUUCUAUUGGUAGACUUAUUACUGAUUUUCAAGAUGGGAGUGAUGCUGCAGAUUCGACUGUGACUAAUGGUGUUGAUGAUGCUCUUGAUAAAGAUAUCGGUGUUGCUGUUGAGAUUGAGGGUAAUGAGGAUGAUGAUGAAGAGAGUGAUCUUGAUAUGGUCCAAGAGGAAGAUGAUGAGGAUGAUGAUGAUGUGGCAGAGCCUAAUGAAUCUGGGGGUAUGCAAAUGGGGGCUGGGGUUGAUGAUGAUGAUAUGCGGGAAGCGAAUGAGGGUAUGACUCUUAAUGUCCAGGAUAUUGAUGCUUAUUGGCUGCAGAGGAAAAUUUCUCAAGCUUUUGAGCAACAGAUUGAUCCACAACAGUGCCAGAACGUUGCUGAAGUGGUGCUUGGGAUUCUAGCUGAGAAAGAUGAUAUGGAGGUUGAAAACAAACUGGUGCUGGAACUUGAGUAUCAGAAGUUUGAUCUCAUUAAAUUUCUGCUGCGAAAUCGGCUGAAGAUUGUGUGGUGUACACGUUUGGCUAGGGCUGAGGACCAAGAGGAGAGGAAGAAAAUUGAGGAGGAAAUGGUUCAGUUGGGUCCUAAUUUGGCUGCAAUUCUUGAACAGUUGUAUGCCACCAGGGCCACUGCUAAAGAGAGGCAAAAGAACUUGGAGAAGAGUAUUAGAGAGGAAGCUCGAAGAUUGAAGGAUGAGAGUGGUGGAGAUCCUGAAAGGAGUAGGAGAGUUGACAGAGAUUCAGAUAGUGGUUGGUUGAAGGGUCAAUUGCAGCUCCUUGAUCUUGAUAGCCUUGCUCUUCAACAUGGUAGACUUUCUUCAAAUCAUAAAUGUAUCCUUCCUGAUAAAUCAUUCAGACAAGCAGGUAAAGGGUAUGAAGAAAUUCAUGUUCCAGCAUUGAAGCCAAAACCUUUUGAUCCUGAGGAGAAGCUUAUAAAGAUAUCUUCCAUGCCCGAGUGGGCACAACCGGCUUUCACAGGGAUGACCCAGUUGAACAGGGUGCAGAGCAAGGUGUAUGAGACUGCUCUUUUCAAGCCAGACAACCUUCUUCUUUGUGCUCCCACUGGGGCAGGAAAAACUAAUGUUGCAGUGCUCACCAUUCUUCAACAGCUCGGGUUGCACAUGAAUAAGGAAGAUGGCACAAUAAACCACAACGAUUACAAGAUUGUAUACGUUGCGCCUAUGAAAGCUCUUGUUGCUGAAGUUGUUGGCAAUCUGUCUAAUCGUUUGCAGCAUUAUGGUGUGACCGUGAGGGAGCUUAGUGGCGACCAGACUUUAACUCGCCAGCAGAUUGAAGAAACUCAGAUCAUUGUCACAACUCCUGAGAAGUGGGACAUCAUUACAAGGAAGUCAGGUGAUCGUACUUAUACACAGCUUGUGAAACUUCUGAUUAUUGAUGAAAUUCAUCUUCUUCAUGAUAAUAGAGGUCCUGUGCUUGAAAGUAUUGUAGCUAGAACUGUUAGGCAGAUUGAAACUACAAAAGAACACAUCCGGUUGGUUGGUUUAUCGGCUACACUGCCAAAUUAUUUAGAUGUUGCAUUGUUCUUAAGGGUUGAUCACAAUAAAGGACUGUUCCAUUUUGACAAUAGCUAUAGGCCUGUCCCUCUUUCGCAACAGUAUAUCGGAAUCAUGGUAAGGAAGCCACUGCAGAGGUUUCAAUUGAUGAAUGAUCUCUGUUAUGAGAAGGUGUUGGCCGUAGCAGGCAAGCAUCAAGUUCUUAUAUUUGUCCACUCAAGGAAGGAGACAGCUAAGACGGCUCGGGCAAUACGUGAUACUGCACUUGCUAAUGAUACAAUUGGUAGAUUUUUGAAAGAAGACAGUGCCAGCCGUGAAAUUCUCCACACACAUACAGAUCUUGUAAAAAGCAAUGAUCUUAAAGAUCUUGUGCCUUAUGGUUUUGCAAUUCAUCAUGCUGGUUUGAACAGAGCUGACAGACAGCUUGUGGAGGAUCUCUUUGCUGAUGGGCACAUACAAGUUUUGGUCUCCACUGCUACUCUUGCUUGGGGUGUGAAUCUUCCUGCCCAUACAGUGAUCAUUAAAGGUACCCAAAUCUAUAAUCCAGAAAAAGGAGCCUGGACAGAACUAAGUCCUCUGGAUGUUAUGCAGAUGCUUGGUCGUGCCGGUAGGCCUCAAUACGAUUCAUAUGGUGAGGGAAUAAUUAUUACUGGACACAGUGAGCUUCAAUACUAUCUUUCUUUGAUGAAUCAACAACUUCCUAUUGAAAGUCAGUUUGUUUCCAAACUGGCUGAUCAGUUGAAUGCUGAAAUUGUACUUGGUACUGUUCAGAAUGCCAAAGAGGCUUGUAGUUGGCUUGGGUACACUUACUUAUACGUUCGCAUGAUUCGAAAUCCCACUCUCUAUGGUUUGGAAGCUGACGUUCUCAAGAGGGAUGUAACUCUGGAAGAACGACGAGCUGAUCUGAUUCAUUCUGCUGCUACCAUCUUGGAUAAGAACAACUUGAUCAAGUAUGAUAGGAAAAGUGGAUAUUUCCAGGUUACAGAUUUGGGUCGUAUUGCUAGUUACUACUAUAUAACACAUGGAACAAUAGCUGCAUAUAAUGAGCAUUUGAAGCCUACAAUGGGAGAUACUGAGCUUUGUCGUCUGUUCUCACUCAGCGAGGAGUUCAAGUACGUGUCUGUUAGGCAGGAUGAAAAAAUGGAACUAGCAAAGCUUCUUGAUCGAGUUCCAAUUCCCGUCAAAGAAAGUCUGGAAGAGCCUAGCGCCAAGAUUAAUGUUUUGCUGCAAGCCUACAUCUCUCAACUGAAGCUUGAAGGGCUUUCAUUGACAUCCGAUAUGGUGUAUAUAACUCAGAGUGCUGGACGGCUUCUUCGAGCUCUUUUUGAAAUAGUUUUGAAACGAGGAUGGGCGCAAGUAGCAGAGAAGGCUUUGAACUUGUGCAGGAUGGUAACCAGGAGAAUGUGGAGUGUACAAACACCCCUCCGCCAAUUCCAUGGAAUAUCUAAUGAUAUUCUAAUGAAGUUGGAAAAGAAGGACUUGGCUUGGGAAAGGUACUAUGAUCUCUCAUCUCAAGAGCUUGGGGAGCUAAUUCGUGCCCCAAAGAUGGGAAAAACACUACACAGGUACAUUCACCAGUUUCCAAAAUUAAACCUUACAGCCCAUGUUCAGCCAAUUACUCGCACUGUCUUGAGGGUUGAGCUCACUAUUACACCUGAUUUCCAAUGGGAGGACAAAGUUCAUGGAUAUGUGGAGCCAUUUUGGGUAAUUGUGGAGGAUAAUGAUGGUGAAUUUAUUCUUCAUCAUGAGUAUUUUCUGCUGAAAAAGCAGUAUAUUGAUGAGGACCACACUUUGCAUUUUACUGUUCCAAUUUACGAACCUCUGCCACCCCAGUACUUCAUCCGUGUUGUGUCAGAUAAGUGGCUUGGAGCACAAACUGUUUUACCUGUUUCCUUCAGACACCUCAUCCUACCUGAAAAGUAUCCUCCUCCAACAGAGUUGCUGGAUUUGCAACCAUUGCCUGUCACUGCUUUGAGAAAUUCAUUAUAUGAAGGUCUUUACGUGGAUUUUAAGCAUUUCAAUCCUGUUCAGACUCAGGUUUUCACCGUUCUUUAUAAUUCAGAUGACAAUGUAUUAGUAGCUGCACCAACUGGGAGUGGUAAGACCAUAUGUGCAGAGUUUGCCAUAUUGAGGAAUCAUCAAAAGGGGCAUAUGAGAGCAGUGUAUAUUGCACCCAUUGAAGCUCUUGCUAAGGAGAGGUACCGGGACUGGAAAAACAAGUUUGAGGAGCGUCUGGAGCUGUCUGUUGUUCAAUUAACUGGGGAAACAGCUACAGACUUGAAAUUGAUUGAGAAAGGAAAUAUUAUAAUUAGUACUCCAGAGAAAUGGGAUGCUUUAUCACGCCGCUGGAAACAAAGGAAGUAUGUUCAGCAAGUUAGUCUGUUUAUUAUAGAUGAACUUCACUUGAUUGGAGGUCAAGGUGGUCCUGUCCUAGAGGUUAUAGUUUCUAGGAUGAGAUACAUAGCUAGUCAGGUUGAGAAUCAGAUUCGCAUUGUUGCAUUAUCAACCUCUCUUGCAAAUGCAAAGGAUCUCGGGGAAUGGAUAGGAGCUAGCUCUCAUGGCCUUUUUAAUUUCCCUCCUGGUGUGCGGCCUGUGCCAUUGGAAAUCCACAUUCAAGGAGUGGAUAUUACAAAUUUUGAAGCAAGGAUGCAAGCUAUGACGAAACCAACAUACACUGCUAUCGUCCAGCAUGCCAAGAAUGAAAAACCAGCAAUAGUGUAUGUUCCUACUAGAAAGCAUGUCCGUCUCACAGCUAUGGAUCUGAUGACUUACUCAAAUGCAGAUGGUGGAGGAAAGCCACCAUUUUUGUUGGGUUCACUGGAUGAUCUUCAGCCCCUUAUUGAUGGACUCCAGGAUGAAAUGUUGAAAGUGACUGUGAGUCAGGGGGUCGGUUACUUGCAUGAGGGCUUGUCUAAUUUGGACCAAGAGGUUGUUUCUCAGCUUUUCCAAGCUGGACGGAUUCAAGUGUGUGUCAUGAGUAGUUCAAUGUGUUGGGGAAUGCCAUUGUCGGCUCAUUUGGUGGUUGUGAUGGGAACCCAAUACUACGAUGGUCGUGAAAAUGUCCACACAGAUUAUCCCGUCACGGAUUUGUUGCAGAUGAUGGGUCAUGCUAGUCGGCCGUUGCUAGAUAAUUCCGGGAAAUGUGUGAUCCUCUGCCAUGCACCUCGUAAAGAAUAUUACAAGAAGUUUUUGUACGAAUCAUUCCCAGUUGAAAGCCAUUUACACCACUACUUGCAUGAUAAUCUAAAUGCUGAAGUCGUUGCUGGAAUUAUUGAGAACAAGCAAGAUGCUGUGGAUUACCUUACAUGGACCUUCAUGUACAGAAGGCUUGCACAGAAUCCCAACUAUUACAAUCUUCAGGGAGUUAGCCACAGGCAUCUUUCUGACCACCUGUCUGAGCUUGUAGAGAAUACUCUGAAUGAUUUGGAGGCAAGUAAGUGUGUGGUUAUUGAGGAUGACAUGGAUCUUUCUCCGUCAAAUCUUGGUUUAAUUGCCUCGUACUACUAUGUCAGCUAUGCUACUAUUGAGAGAUUUAGCUCCUCAUUAACCGCCAAGACAAAGAUGAAGGGUCUUCUAGAAAUCCUGUCUUCUGCUUCAGAGUAUGCACAACUCCCUAUACGACCUGGUGAAGAUAAUCACGUUCGGAGGCUAAUCAAUCACCAGAGAUUUUCUUUUGAAAAUCCCAAAUGUGCAGAUCCUCAUGUGAAAGCAAAUGCUCUACUUCAGGCCCAUUUCUCAAGGCAACCUUUGGGUGGAAAUUUGGCUCUUGACCAACGAGAGGUGCUCCUUUCUUCGAGCAGGUUGCUACAAGCAAUGGUUGAUGUGAUUUCAAGCAACGGAUGGCUGAGCUUAGCUCUUCUCGCAAUGGAGGUGAGCCAGAUGGUUACACAAGGCAUGUGGGAACGUGAUUCCAUGCUUUUACAACUUCCUCAUUUCACAAAGGAGCUGGCAAAAAGAUGCCAGGAAAACCAAGGCAAAAGUGUAGAGACAGUGUUCGAUUUGGUGGAGCUGGAGGAUGAUGAGAGGCGUGACUUACUCCAGAUGACAGAUUCACAGUUGCUGGAUAUUGCCAAGUUUUGUAAUCGCUUCCCCAAUAUUGAUAUGAGUUAUGAAGUAUUGGAGGGUGAUAAUGUGACUGCCGGGGAUGUUGUUACGUUGCAAGUUACUCUUGAGCGGGAUCUUGAAGGAAGGACAGAGGUGGGGCCGGUAGAUGCUCCACGGUAUCCAAAGGCGAAAGAAGAAGGGUGGUGGCUUGUAGUCGGUGAUACGAAGAGUAACUCAUUGAUCGUCAUUAAAAGGGUUUCCCUCCAAAGAAAGCUAAAGGUGAAGCUUGAUUUUACAGCUCCUACAGAAGUGGGAAAGAAGAAUUACACACUCUAUUUCAUGUGUGAUUCCUACUUGGGUUGUGAUCAGGAAUAUAAUUUCAGUGUUGAUGUGAAGGAAGGAGGGCCUGAGGAAGAAGAAUAGAACUGACAAUUCUGAUUUUUGUUUCUGUUAAACUCCCAUAUAGUAGUCUUUUUGCAGUUAAGACAGCAAAACUUUUGACACUAAUGUUUUCUUCUAUUUAAAUUUGUAAUGUUUUACUAGAACAAGUGAUGCAACUUUUCAAUGAAUGAAUUUUCUUCUACUUUAGCAAUAUGUUUCUUGCUCAAGUAGAAAGAAUGGAAAUCCCAUUUUCAA
Cannabis sativa is the source of this 6918-nucleotide messenger RNA. RefSeq names its product DExH-box ATP-dependent RNA helicase DExH12. The record is from RefSeq and is a predicted model, not a curated record. Gene Ontology annotation, molecular function: ATP hydrolysis activity; ATP binding; nucleic acid binding. NCBI's taxonomy places the organism in Eukaryota, Viridiplantae, Streptophyta, Magnoliopsida, Rosales, Cannabaceae. Bases 184 to 6705 code for a protein of 2173 amino acids. Gene Ontology annotation, cellular component: nucleus. The transcript has 4 exons.